AUGAGGAUUACCUACAAAGUUUUAUUUCGAGCUUUAUCUUCUUGGGAUAUUGUAACUGGUGUAUGCGUGGAAAGAUUACCAGUAGUAACACCACCUCUUAAUGAAAUACAAAAGAAAUUUAAAGAUUUACUAUGGAAAAUGGAAAUCGAGAAAAGUCUCAAAUCCGAUCAUGAAAUCAGAGAUGAGAAUGAUAAAAUACAAGCAGAACUCCUUAAAAAUGAAAAUGCGGACGUAGACUUAGAUACUGUUAGUAAAAUAACAGCUCAAGAUUUUGAAGAUUUGUCUAAUGAAGAAUUGGCCCAGUUUAAGUUCGCAGAUAUUAUAACAGAAGCAGAUAAAAAAGGUGAUAAAAGCACCAAUAAUAGGUGUCUUCAAAGACAUCUAGUACUUGUAACACAAGUGAAAUUAGGAACUGAUACGAAGUCCAUUUUACCUCAAGGUGUAUGGAAAGAAGGAGAGACUUUACGUCAGACUGCAGAGAGAAUACUGUUAGAGCAAUGUGGGCCUGAAUUGAAAGUGAAAUUUUUAUCAAAUGCUCCUUGUGGUUUUUACAAAUACAAGUACCCAUCGGAAAUCAAUGGAAAAAUGGGUGCAAAAGUAUUCUUCUAUUACGCAAAUUAUCAAUCUGGGAAUGUUGAUAAAAAAUCAAAACCGACUUGGUUAACGAGAAGUGAAUUAAACAAUAUGUUGCCAGAAAAAUAUAACAAGUCUCUUCAAAGCUUUCUAAUAGAAGAAACAUUU
Molecule: messenger RNA, 741 nt
Organism: Brenthis ino (lesser marbled fritillary)
Lineage: Eukaryota; Metazoa; Arthropoda; Insecta; Lepidoptera; Nymphalidae
Source: the annotation of a GenBank genome assembly